UGUCUGUUUUUCUUUUUAGGGUUCAUGUAAUCAAAGAAGUUUCUUUGUUGUGUGUAUCUUUACAGAACACAACAGGAAUUGAAAAUGAAUCAGAACACUACUGAGCCUGCGGUGGCCACCGAGACCCUGGCUGAGGUACCCGAACAUGUGCUGCGAGGACUUCCGGAGGAAGUGAGGCUUUUCCCUUCUGCUGUUGACAAGACCCGGAUUGGUGUCUGGGCCACUAAACCAAUUUUAAAAGGCAAAAAAUUUGGGCCAUUUGUUGGUGAUAAGAAAAAAAGAUCUCAGGUUAAGAAUAAUGUAUACAUGUGGGAGGUAUAUUACCCAAAUUUGGGAUGGAUGUGCAUUGAUGCCACUGAUCCAGAGAAGGGAAACUGGCUGCGAUAUGUGAAUUGGGCUUGCUCAGGAGAAGAGCAAAAUUUAUUCCCACUGGAAAUCAACAGAGCCAUUUACUAUAAAACUUUAAAGCCAAUCGCGCCGGGCGAGGAGCUCCUGGUCUGGUACAAUGGGGAAGACAACCCUGAGAUAGCAGCUGCGAUUGAGGAAGAGCGAGCCAGCGCCCGGAGCAAGCGGAGCUCCCCCAAGAGCCGGAAAGGGAAGAAAAAAUCCCAGGAAAAUAAAAACAAAGGAAACAAAAUCCAAGACAUACAACUGAAGACAAGUGAGCCAGAUUUCACCUCUGCAAAUAUGAGAGAUUCUGCAGAAGGUCCUAAAGAAGACGAAGAGAAGCCUUCAGCCUCAGCACUUGAGCAGCCGGCCACCCUCCAGGAGGUUCCUCCAGAACUAGCAACCCCUGCCCCUGCCUGGGAGCCACAGCCAGAACCAGACGAGCGAUUAGAAGCAGCAGAUUGUGAGGUGAAUGAUUUGGGGGAAGAGGAGGAGGAGGAAGAGGAGGAUGAAGAAGAAGAUGAUGAUGAUGAGUUGGAAGAAGAGGGGGAAGAAGAAGCCAGCAUGCCAAAUGAAAGUUCUGUGAAAGAGCCAGAAAUACGGUGUGAUGAGAAGCCAGAAGAUUUAUUAGAGGAACCAAAAACAACUUCAGAAGAAACUCUUGAAGACUUCUCAGAGGUAGCACCUGCCAUGCAAAUCCCCAGAACUAAAGAAGAGGCCAAUGGUGAUGUAUUUGAAACGUUUAUGUUUCCAUGUCAGCAUUGUGAAAGGAAGUUUACAACCAAACAGGGGCUUGAGCGUCACAUGCAUAUCCAUAUAUCCACCAUCAAUCAUGCUUUCAAAUGUAAGUACUGUGGGAAAGCCUUUGGCACACAGAUUAACCGGCGGCGGCAUGAGCGGCGCCACGAAGCAGGGUUAAAGCGGAAACCCAGCCAAACACUACAGCCGUCAGAGGACCUGGCUGAUGGCAAAGCAUCUGGAGAAAACGUUACUUCAAAAGAUGAGUUGAGUCCUCCCAGUCUUGGGCCAGACUGUCUGAUCAUGAAUUCAGAGAAGGCUUCCCAAGACACAGUAAAUUCUUCUGUUGUAGAAGAGAAUGGGGAAGUUAAAGAACUUCAUCCGUGCAAAUAUUGUAAAAAGGUUUUUGGAACUCAUACUAAUAUGAGACGGCAUCAGCGUAGAGUUCACGAACGCCAUCUGAUUCCCAAAGGUGUACGGCGAAAAGGAGGCCUUGAAGAGCCCCAGCCUCCAGCAGAACAGGCCCAGGCCACCCAGAACGUCUAUGUACCAAGCACAGAGCCAGAGGAGGAAGGGGAAGCAGAUGACGUGUACAUCAUGGACAUUUCUAGCAAUAUCUCUGAAAACUUAAAUUACUAUAUUGAUGGUAAAAUUCAAACUAAUAACAACACUAGUAACUGUGAUGUGAUUGAGAUGGAGUCUGCUUCGGCAGAUUUGUAUGGUAUAAAUUGUCUGCUUACUCCAGUUACAGUGGAAAUUACUCAAAAUAUAAAGACCACACAGGUCCCUGUAACAGAAGAUCUUCCUAAAGAGCCUUCGGGCAGCACAAAUAGUGAGGCCAAGAAACGGAGAACGGCGAGCCCGCCUGCACUGCCCAAAAUUAAGGCCGAAGCAGAUUCUGACCCCAUGGCCCCCUCCUGCUCCUUAAGUCUUCCUCUUAGCAUAUCAACAACGGAGGCAGUGUCUUUCCAUAAAGAGAAAAGUGUUUAUUUGUCAUCAAAGCUCAAGCAACUUCUUCAAACCCAAGAUAAACUAACUCCUCCUGCAGGGAUUUCAGCAACUGAAAUAGCUAAAUUAGGUCCUGUUUGUGUGUCUGCUCCUGCAUCAAUGUUGCCUGUGACCUCAAGUAGGUUUAAGAGGCGGACCAGCUCUCCUCCCAGUUCUCCACAGCACAGUCCUGCCCUUCGAGACUUUGGAAAGCCAAGUGAUGGGAAAGCAGCGUGGACCGAUGCAGUGCUGACUUCCAAAAAAUCCAAAUUAGAAAGUCAUAGCGACUCACCAGCAUGGAGUUUGUCUGGGAGAGAUGAGAGAGAAACUGUGAGCCCUCCAUGCUUUGAUGAAUAUAAAAUGUCUAAAGAGUGGACAGCCAGUUCUGCUUUUAGCAGUGUGUGCAACCAGCAGCCACUGGAUUUAUCCAGCGGUGUCAAACAGAAGACUGAGGGUACAGGCAAGACUCCAGUCCAGUGGGAAUCUGUCUUAGAUCUCAGUGUGCAUAAAAAGCCUUGUAGUGACUCUGAAGGCAAGGAAUUCAAAGAGAAUCAUUCAGUGCAGCCUACAUGUAGUGCUGUAAAGAAAAGGAAACCAACCACCUGCAUGCUGCAGAAGGUUCUUCUCAAUGAAUAUAAUGGCAUCGAUUUACCUGUAGAAAACCCUGCAGAUAUGACCAGGAGCCCAAGUCCUUGUAAAUCCCUAGAAGCUCAGCCAGAUCCUGACCUCGGUCCGGACUCUGGUUUCCCUGCCCCUACUGUUGAGUCCCCACCUGAUGUUUGUCCUUCAUCACCUGCCCUGCAGACACCCACCCUUUCAUCUGGUCAGCUGCCUCCUCUCUUGAUCCCCACAGAUCCCUCUUCCCCUCCACCCUGUCCCCCGGUAUUAACUGUUGCCACUCCGCCCCCUCCCCUCCUUCCUACCGUACCUCUUCCAGCCCCCUCUUCCAGUGCAUCUCCACAUCCAUGCCCUUCUCCACUCUCAAAUGCCACUGCACAGUCCCCACUUCCAAUUCUGUCCCCAACAGUGUCCCCCUCUCCCUCUCCCAUUCCUCCUGUGGAGUCCCUGAUGUCUGCCGCAUCACCCGGGCCUCCAACACUUUCUUCUUCCUCCUCUUCAUCUUCCUCCUCCUCUUCAUUUUCUUCUUCAUCUUCCUCCUCUUCUCCUUCUCCACCUCCUCUCUCCGCGAUCUCAUCUGUUGUUUCCUCUGGUGAUAAUCUGGAGGCUUCUCUCCCCAUGAUAUCUUUCAAACAGGAGGAAUUGGAGAAUGAAGGUCUGAAACCCAGGGAAGAGCCCCAGUCUGCUGCUGAACAGGAUGUUGUUCAGGAAACAUUCAACAAAAACUUUGUUUGCAAUGUCUGUGAAUCACCUUUUCUUUCCAUUAAAGAUCUAACCAAACAUUUAUCUAUUCAUGCUGAAGAAUGGCCCUUCAAAUGUGAAUUUUGUGUGCAGCUUUUUAAGGAUAAAACGGACUUGUCAGAACAUCGCUUUUUGCUUCAUGGAGUUGGGAAUAUCUUUGUGUGUUCUGUUUGUAAAAAAGAAUUUGCUUUUUUGUGCAAUUUGCAGCAGCACCAGCGAGAUCUCCACCCAGAUAAGGUGUGCACACAUCACCAGUUUGAAAGCGGGACUCUGAGGCCCCAAAACUUUACAGAUCCCAGCAAGGCCCAUGUAGAGCAUAUGCAGAGCUUGCCAGAAGAUCCUUUAGAAACUUCGAAAGAAGAAGAGGAGUUAAACGAUUCCUCUGAAGAGCUUUACACGACUAUAAAAAUAAUGGCUUCUGGAAUAAAGACAAAAGAUCCAGAUGUUCGAUUAGGCCUCAAUCAGCAUUACCCAAGCUUUAAACCACCUCCAUUUCAGUACCAUCACCGUAACCCCAUGGGGAUUGGUGUGACAGCCACAAAUUUCACUACACACAAUAUUCCACAGACUUUUACUACUGCCAUUCGCUGCACCAAGUGUGGAAAAGGUGUCGACAACAUGCCGGAGUUGCACAAACAUAUCCUGGCGUGUGCUUCUGCAAGUGACAAGAAGAGGUACACGCCUAAGAAGAACCCAGUACCAUUAAAACAAACUGUGCAACCCAAAAAUGGCAUGGUGGUUUUAGAUAACUCUGGGAAAAAUGCCUUCCGACGAAUGGGACAGCCCAAAAGGCUAAACUUUAGUGUUGAGCUCAGCAAAAUGUCCUCGAAUAAGCUCAAAUUAAAUGCAUUGAAGAAAAAAAAUCAGCUUGUACAGAAAGCAAUUCUUCAGAAAAACAAAUCUGCAAAGCAGAAGGCUGACUUGAAAAAUGCUUGUGAGUCAUCCUCUCACAUCUGCCCUUACUGUAAUCGAGAGUUCACUUACAUUGGAAGCCUGAAUAAACACGCCGCUUUCAGCUGUCCCAAGAAACCCCUUUCCCCUCCCAAAAAAAAAGUUUCUCAUUCAUCUAAGAAAGGUGGACACUCAUCACCUGCAAGUAGUGACAAAAACAGCAACAGCAACCACCGCAGACGGACAGCGGAUGCGGAGAUUAAAAUGCAAAGCAUGCAGACUCCGUUGGGCAAGACCAGAGCCCGCAGCUCAGGCCCCACCCAAGUCCCGCUCCCCUCCUCAUCCUUCAGGUCCAAGCAGAACGUCAAGUUUGCAGCUUCGGUGAAAUCCAAAAAACCAAGCUCCUCCUCUUUAAGGAACUCCAGCCCGAUAAGAAUGGCCAAAAUAACUCAUGUUGAGGGGAAGAAACCUAAAGCUGUGGCCAAAAAUCAUUCUGCUCAGCUUUCCAGCAAAACAUCGCGGAGCCUGCACGUGAGGGUACAGAAAAGCAAAGCCAUUUUACAAAGCAAAUCCACCUUGGCGAGUAAGAGAAGAACAGACCGGUUCAAUAUAAAAUCUAGAGAGCGGAGCGGGGGGCCAGUCACCCGAAGCCUUCAGCUGGCAGCUGCUGCUGACUUGAGUGAGAACAAGAGAGAGGACGGCAGCGCCAAGCAGGAGCUGAAGGACUUCAGUUAACAGUGGGUUACCUUGCUGGAGUGAAAUUUGGCCUAAAAGGAAGCACAGAAGAAUCAGAUAAGAAAACAUUGUAUGGUCCUAACCGUGGACGGUAAUGACAGGCAUUGGUGGCAGCUCUGUGUGAGGUGCUGGAACUGUGCUGUGGACACAUCUGUAGGUCAGGAAUGUGAUCCAAGGGUCCACUUACCAACUCACCAUAAACCUGAGAAGUGUUCUUGGGAAUUAGAAAACAAAUGUUCAUCAAGAUAUAUUUUGACUAUCUGGACACAAAAGUGGGCAUUUCUUUGAAGUGUUUGUUUUGGUCUUAGUACUUUGUAGUUAGUUUAGCACAAAACUGGGAUUCGUAAACUUAGACCUGGGUAAUAUGAUGAUUGUCAUUAACGUGUCGCCCAGGGCUCUUACAGAGGCGGCCUCAGCCUCAGUGCAUAUUUGUUGCAUUACACUAAUAAGGAGUUGUUUGAACUACGGUCGUCUUCCUGUUUAAGUAUAGUUCUACUUGUAAAUUUUGUGUAGGGAUGAUUCCUGACACAAGGAAUCAUCACAUCUAUUACAUGUCUAGGAAUACUCACUUUCACUCUGUUUGCAGCUUGCUUUACUUACCCUGUUGGGUACGCAGGGAUGACUUAUAGAACAGGCAGCACAUCCUUGUCCUGUGUAUAUCUUUACAACAAGCUGUGAUUAAGAGCUAGUUUUCGAUACUCAGAUAUUUUACAUUUCAAUGCCACUUUAGGAUUCCACAGUUUUUCAAGUAUAUGCUUGCAAUCAGCCAUGUGAUUUUUCCAUGAGUUUUCUCCUUAACACUGAGGGUCAUUUCCUGGAACAUAAGCCAUGGUGCCAGACAAGGUGUCAAAAAGCCAUGUGCUCCAAAUAUUUUUCUUAGGACAAAACACAGGAAAGCAGGCAUGCCACAGUCAUUCAGGUUCUCCUGCUGCAGCUCUUACUACAGUGACCUACCCCCCACCCCUCACCAUGGCUUUCUGUAGUGCCGAGUUUAAAUCUGUUGCUAAGGGAUCAUUUCCAGGGGCUCCAAUAAAACAGAAAGGGAAGGAAAGAGGUACAUUCUCUACUCACCUCCUACCCAUCUUUCACCUUUGUGAACCCCAUGGUGUUUUUGGGUUCUUUAAUACUUCUUUUAGAGCUACUUUUUUCUUUUCAAACUGAGUUCCUGUCGCAGUCAGUCAAGAAAACUUAAAGGUAGAGAAGCAAAAUGAAAUUCUAGACCAAGUUUUUCCAUUUACCAGGAAUUGAUUAAAAAAAAUAAAGUGCUGAUUUCUCCUCCAUCUCUGCUACACCCCUUGGAAAUAAAUGCGUGUAGUUCCUUGCAGGGUGUAUCUUCUGGGUAGGACGCUCGUUCCUAAAUACCUUCAGUCAUGUGUGUGUUGUCGUCUUAAUGACAUUUGUCUUACGGUCUAUUCACCUUUUUCUUUAACAUGGUCAGUUCAUGUAAGGUUAUGUUAUGUUGUCAUUUAUCUUCAGUUUUCUUAUUUUCUAGGAACUUCCUGUAGAAAAGCCCCCCAAACAAAACAAACCUUAAUUGACUAAAAGGUAUUGCAUGCUCAACUUAGGAUAAGCACUACGGCAAAGGAUACGAAAUCUACCAAGCUUGCAAGACCAGUUGAAGCUGACUCAAAAAUCCUAACAUUCAACUGAUUGCCGGCAGGCUUAGAGUCAGGCAUCUGCUGCUUCGGUGGGGCCCAGCGCGCAUGCUGGGCGCCCAGGUGAUUGAGAUCCAAAGAGAAGGGCACUGUAAGACGGGCCAGAUGAACUGGCUCCUCGUCAUGGGACUGGUACCUCAGAUCUGAGCAUGACCCUUGUUUUUGGCACGUAGUGGAGAAAGGAAUGAUUUGAACUUAACCUUGCAAAGCAAGUUCUCUGUUUUAGCAGUAGUUUGUUGUAGGUUUCAGGGAUGACAAAUUUGGAUGCACUCAUUUAAAACGUUUUGGUCACAUAUCAGCUCUUGAUGCCUUUCUUUUAAAUUAAUUAUAGACAGAGAGAGGCAUUUAGCUGAUCUCUUACCCUGGUAUUUCUUGUUUUUUUGUUGUUUUUGUUUUUUUAAAUCACAAGUAGAUUGCCAGCUUAAUGGAGAGGAAACCAGAUUGGAUAUGGACUCUUUUUUAUGCCUAUUCUGGUGUUGCGUUUGUGUAUCCAAAUGGGCAUUAUCCUCUCAGAUUCUUAUCUGGCACUAAUUUAUAACUAUUAUAUUAUCAGAGACUAUUUAGCAAUAUAUCAAUGCACAGGCGCAUCCCAGGCCUGUACAGAUGUAUGUCUACACGUAAGUAUAAAUGAAUUUGCAUACCAGGUUUUACACUUGCAUCUCUAAUAGAGAUUAAAAACAACAAAUUGGCCUCUUCCUAAGUAUAUUAAUACCAUUUGUCCUUGCAUUUUAUGCCUCCCCCUAAAUUAAUGACUGAGUUGGUGGAAAGCGGCUAGGUUUUAUUCAUACUGUUUUUUGUUCUCGACUUCAAAAGUAAUCUACCUCUUAAAAAUUUGUAGUUUAAUAUUUGUUUGGUGAAUUUGUGCCACUUUAAUCCUUCCACUAUCAUUCCCAUUUUGUUACAUUUCUGUUAUGGGGACUUUAUGUUGAAAUAUUGUAUAAAGCAUUUGUAGCAGUUUAAAAAUAAAAUAUUUAAAAUUAUUUAAAUUGUUUUGGACGCUUCAAUUGUAUUAUAUGUGAUUUACAUUUCACUUUUUUUGUUGGCGUUGUUAACCCAGAGAGUGCUCCUGUAUUGAACUUUGCUGUUAGUUAUUUUAUUGCUUCUUUUUGGAGAGUGCUAUAAAAGAUUAUUCUAAUGAAAACAUUAAAAUUUACAAUUUGACAUACCAAAAGGGGUUGUCCAUUGAUUUUAACCAAUGUAGCAUUGAGAGAGAGAGAGGUUAAUUAUAGAUAGACAAGAGUGCUGUUUGCUGUUUUUCCCUCCAGCAUUGAAAUCACUGGGGCUCGUCAGAUGUAUUAAAAAAAGAUUUUUUUGUGCUAUUGCUGCAAACACUUAAUAACUAGAGGAGAAUUUAAACAAUGCAUUUUAUAUUAUUGUAACCAAUAAAAAACUUUCUAAACA
Molecule: messenger RNA, 8153 nt
Organism: Macaca mulatta (Rhesus monkey)
Lineage: Eukaryota; Metazoa; Chordata; Mammalia; Primates; Cercopithecidae
Source: RefSeq, a predicted model, not a curated record